Molecule: messenger RNA, 1697 nt
Organism: Glycine soja
Lineage: Eukaryota; Viridiplantae; Streptophyta; Magnoliopsida; Fabales; Fabaceae
Product: PI-PLC X domain-containing protein At5g67130-like
Exons: 9
Coding region: 166-1425 (419 amino acids)
Biological process (GO): lipid metabolic process
Molecular function (GO): phosphoric diester hydrolase activity
Source: RefSeq, a predicted model, not a curated record
AAGAAGUAGUACGAUACCUAAUCAGUUGUUAUGUGAUGUCAGUGUAGUUCCCAAUCCUCACCAAAUUUGUUGUCCUUUUAUUGUUAGAAAGAACUUUCCCCUUAUCUGCAAAAACACAUACAGAACAGAAUCUGAGAACCAGACCCUCUCAAACCGGAACCGCAAAUGAAGCCCAAGAGCAUUCGCAUCCGUAACUUACCAACGCACCUGCUGCUAAUCGCUGUUUGUCUGUUCACCUCUUCGUCCGCUUCCAAGAUCGGAGAAAAUUGUGGGUCAGACAACAAAUGCGACGCUGGACUCAGCUGCCAAACAUGUCCUGCCAAUGGAAAUACCCGACCAAGAUGUUCGCGGACACAACCUUUGAGCCCCACCUCCAAGGUGAAAGGCUUAGCGUUUAACCGGUAUUCAUGGCUGACGACUCAUAACUCUUAUGCUCUGGCGGGGGCGAGAUCGGCCACCGGGUCUGUCAUUGUGGCCCCUAUGAACCAAGAAGACAAAGUUGAUGAACAACUCAAAAACGGAGUUAGAGGAUUUAUGUUGGAUAUGUAUGAUUUUCAAAACGACAUCUGGUUGUGCCACUCCUUCCAAAGCAAAUGUUUCAACUUCACUGCAUUUCAACCUGCCAUAAACGUGCUUAAAGACAUGCGGACAUUUCUAGAUGGAAAUCCAUCAGAAAUUAUCACGAUCUUCAUUGAGGACUAUGUCACAGCUCCUCAGGGCCUAACAAAGGUCUUGAGAGAUUCAGGGCUGAGCAAGUACAUGUUCCCAGUGUCUCGCAUGCCCAAGAAUGGUGAAGAUUGGCCAACCGUCGAUGACAUGGUUCAGAAGAAUCAGCGCCUAGUCGUCUUCACUUCCAAAUCAGCCAAGGAAGCUUCUGAGGGCAUUGCUUAUCAGUGGACAUACGUAGUAGAAAACCAAUAUGGAGAUGAUGGCAUGAAAGCUGGUUCUUGUCCAAGCCGUGCAGAAUCACCCGCAAUGAACACAAAGUCUAGAUCAUUGGUUCUGGUCAACUACUUUCAUUCUGCUCCAAAUCGAUCUCAGGCCUGCGCUGACAAUUCGGCUCCACUACUUGACAUGAUGAAGACUUGUCACGAAGCAGCCGGCAACCGUUGGGCCAAUUUCAUUGCUGUUGAUUAUUACCAGAGGAGUGAUGGCGGAGGAGCACCACUAGCCGUUGAUGAAGCAAAUGGUCAUCUCACUUGCGGGUGUGACAACAUUGCCUAUUGCAAGGAAAACGCUAAGUCUGGCACAUGUGAUGUCCCUCCCAUUUCUCCACCUCCACCUGCUACAGAAACCCCCUCCACCGGAAACCAGCAGACCCAAAAUAACAAUCACACAAACAAUGCUUAUAUUGGUAGAACGGCCAAGUUGAUGCAAUCGGUUGUUGGAAUUUUGGCUACGACGACUUUCUUGGCAUGGUUAUAGAGUGUCAUUAGUUUGGGGGAGUUUAUAAUCAUUGAAAAUAUGUAUGCAUGUAUGUUGUAAACAUAGAGUUUAGAUGGUUGGGCCAAUUUGAUUCCGUGUAUUGUAUGGAAUCCGAGUCAUUUUUCAUCACACGGCGCACUUUAUGGCUGUAUUGUGAAUUGGUUUGUUUAAUGAUUGAAAGAACUUAUCAAACUCUUGUCUCGUGAAAGAACUCCUUUCUAUAACAGCUGUUGGUUGUGCACUUUGUUUCUUAAAAAAAUGCAGUUCCAUUA